CAAAACGGCACCACUUCACCACUAUCUUCUUCUUCUUUCUCAAGUGCGUCUCCCACUCUCCACUUCCACUCACGGCGGCGUAUCUUUCCAAUUUUCCAAACUAAAACUUAAAACAGCCAAUCAUGUCAAUUUCCAUUCUACAACAGCCAAAAUUCCAACAAUGCCCUUCUCCCUUCACUUCCUCAUCUUCUUCACUAUUCCCCACCUCUCCCUCAUUUCGCAUAAUCACGCUAAAACCUGCAAUUCAACCUCUUAAACAGUAUCAGAACCAGUCAAUCACGUGCUGUUUGUCGCAGCAAUCGCACGUGUCGGUCGUUAAUGGAACGAUUGAUAGUAAAGUUUCGGAGAGGAAUGAGAUUCGUCUCGGCUUGCCUAGUAAAGGUCGCAUGGCUUCUGAUACUCUUGAUCUCCUCAAGGAUUGUCAAUUGUCUGUCAAGCAAGUUAAUCCAAGGCAAUAUGUGGCAGAAAUUCCGCAGCUCUCCAACUUAGAAGUAUGGUUCCAGCGACCCAAAGACAUUGUACGGAAAUUGUUAUCAGGCGAUUUGGACCUUGGAAUUGUGGGGUUGGAUACAGUUAGUGAAUAUGGGCAGGGGGAUGAAGAUCUCAUCUUUGUUCAUGAUGCUCUUGAGUAUGGAGAUUGCCAUUUAUCAAUUGCAAUUCCUAAAUAUGGCAUCUUUGAAAAUGUAAAUUCACUGAGGGAGCUAGCACAAAUGCCUCAAUGGACUGCUGAAAGGCCCCUACGAGUUGCGACAGGCUUCACUUAUCUGGGUCCUAAAUUUAUGAAAGAAAAUGGUUUGGAGCACGUGAUAUUUUCAACUGCUGAUGGGGCAUUGGAAGCUGCUCCUGCGAUGGGAAUAGCUGAUGCUAUUUUGGACCUUGUGAGUAGUGGAACAACUUUGCGAGAAAACAAUCUUAAAGAAAUCAAAGGUGGGGUUGUACUUGAGAGCCAGGCUGUUCUUAUUGCAAGCAAGAAAUCCUUGAUGCAGCGGAAAGGUGCGUUGGACACGGUACAUGAAAUUCUUGAAAGGUUGGAGGCACAUUUAAGGGCAGUUGGUCAGUUCACGGUGACUGCAAAUAUGCGAGGAAGUAGUGCAGAAGAAGUGGCUGAGCGUGUUCUAAGCCAGCCAUCGUUGUCUGGCUUGCAGGGCCCUACUGUAAGUCCAGUUUUUAGUAAACGUGAUGGAAAGGUUACACCAGAUUACUAUGCCAUAGUCAUAUGUGUCCCGAAAAAGGCAUUGUACAAGUCUGUACAGCAGUUGAGAGCAAUUGGAGGCAGUGGGGUUCUAGUUUCUCCUUUAACCUACAUCUUUGAUGAAGAGACUCCAAGAUGGCGUCAGCUUCUUUCAAAACUCGGGCUGUAGAUCUAUGCGGUUUUUGAUGAUUACUUUUCUUAGGCAAUGCUUACUUCUUCAAAUACUUGGGCUGCUCAACUGGUACAUCAACUUAUGUCAACUAGCACCCAAUGCAGCAGGUUCAGUUUUUGUAUUUUAAUUUUUAUGUGUAUCAUUAUGUCAUGAUUUUGAACUCUAAACUCCUAUAUUUUUUCUCUUUGUUUUUUGUUUAAAGUUUUGUGAUUUUGUGAUCCUUUUCCUUGCCCUUA
Molecule: messenger RNA, 1600 nt
Organism: Mercurialis annua (annual mercury)
Lineage: Eukaryota; Viridiplantae; Streptophyta; Magnoliopsida; Malpighiales; Euphorbiaceae
Product: ATP phosphoribosyltransferase 2, chloroplastic-like
Exons: 11
Coding region: 123-1361 (412 amino acids)
Biological process (GO): L-histidine biosynthetic process
Cellular component (GO): cytoplasm
Molecular function (GO): ATP phosphoribosyltransferase activity; magnesium ion binding
Source: RefSeq, a predicted model, not a curated record